Caenorhabditis briggsae is the source of this 579-nucleotide messenger RNA. The record is from RefSeq and is a predicted model, not a curated record. Lineage: Eukaryota; Metazoa; Nematoda; Chromadorea; Rhabditida; Rhabditidae. The coding region runs from base 1 to 579 and encodes 192 amino acids. The transcript has 4 exons.
AUGAACAACCGGGGAGGGUCUCGCGGAUUUCCUCCACGACGAUCCAGAGGUGGAAGAGGAAAUAGUCGUGGAAACCGUAGUAUGAGUGGAAACGGGGAAUUCCGAAACGAUUACAGCGAUCGUGGAUCGGAUCGUCAAGGGAAUCCAGAUGGAAGAUCGCCUGAAGCCAUUGACGGUUUCCCUUACCGUCGCAGUCCUUCUCCUCGUAAUCCACCAUUUGAUCCAUUCGUUGGACGACCAUUGCAAGACCGUUCCAGGGAGGACCGUUCGCUCACUCCCGAAUUCCGGCAGAUGCUGUUGGAUGAGCGUCCUUCUUUUGGCAGGAACGCAGCGAGAAAAAGUAUCCCUGUUAAUGUGAAUCCACCUAGAAGAGAUGAAGCCUCAUCAUCCUCGGUAACUAGCAACGAAACCGAGAAAAAAUGGUCGCUGAAAAUAGCGGAAGCCGAUGAAGAAGUACGUCACGCUGAAUACCUUCUCCACACAGCGAAGAUCAAGAAGGAAAUUGUUAUCGCAAAAUACAAGGAGUUUGCCGAUAAGACUUAUGGGGGAAAUAAUGGUCAGCCCAAACCAGCAUGGUAG